Messenger RNA from Alligator mississippiensis (American alligator), 1459 nucleotides. RefSeq names its product solute carrier family 35 member B1 (gene SLC35B1). NCBI's taxonomy places the organism in Eukaryota, Metazoa, Chordata, Crocodylia, Alligatoridae. Gene Ontology annotation, cellular component: Golgi membrane; endoplasmic reticulum membrane. The record is from RefSeq and is a predicted model, not a curated record. The transcript is spliced from 10 exons. Bases 16 to 1185 code for a protein of 389 amino acids. Gene Ontology annotation, biological process: UDP-galactose transmembrane transport. Gene Ontology annotation, molecular function: UDP-galactose transmembrane transporter activity; UDP-glucose transmembrane transporter activity.
CUGCUUUGGAGCUGAAUGUCUGCAGAACAACCCCAGACAGCCUCUGCUCCACACAGGUCUGGCGAUGCCGCGGGCAGCCCGCACCCGGCGCCGGCGGGCCCUCGAGGCGGCAGCGAGGCGCGGGCCGCUUGCAUGAGGCCCCCCGCGCCGCUGCGCGACGUGCGCCUGGACGUGCCGCCGGCUGCGAGCGCGGCCGCCGCCGCCGCCAUGGGCGCGAGCGCGGGCGGGGCCCUGACGCCCGAGCGCCUGCGCCUGCCAAUCUGCUUCCUCGGCGUCUUCGCCUGCUACUUCUACUACGGCAUCCUGCAGGAGAGCAUAACGCGAGGGAAGUACGGGGAGGGCGCCCAGCAGGAGACGUUCAAGUACGCGCUGUCCUUGGUCUUCAUCCAGUGUGUGAUCAACGCCGUCUUCGCCCGGCUGCUGAUCCAGUUCUUUGACACUGUCAGAGCGGAUCGGACUCGGAACUGGCUGUAUGCAGCUUGCUCCCUCUCCUAUCUGGGCGCUAUGGUUUCCAGCAACUCAGCUCUGCAAUUCGUCAAUUAUCCAACUCAGGUUUUAGGCAAGUCCUGCAAACCCAUCCCAGUCAUGCUUCUAGGCGUGACUGUGCUGAGGAAGAAGUACCCACUAGCCAAAUAUCUCUGCGUCCUGCUGAUAGUCACAGGUGUGGCCCUGUUCAUGUACAAGCCUAAAAAAGGAAGUGCGAGUGCUGAUGACCACAUCUUUGGCUAUGGAGAACUCCUCCUGCUGCUGUCACUGACGUUGGAUGGACUGACUGGGGUGUCACAGGACCAUAUGAGAGCUCAUUACCAGACUGGUUCCAACCACAUGAUGCUAAAUGUUAAUCUGUGGUCCACACUGUUCCUUGGUGCUGGGAUCUUGUUCACGGGAGAGCUUUGGGAGUUCCUGAGUUUUGCAGAACGUUAUCCCAGCAUCCUCUACAACAUCCUGCUGUUUGGCCUGACAAGUGCACUGGGUCAGAGUUUCAUCUUCAUGACUGUAGUAUACUUUGGACCUUUGACUUGUUCCAUCAUUACCACAACCCGCAAAUUCUUCACCAUUUUAGCCUCUGUCAUUCUGUUUGCCAACCCAAUCAGUACAAUGCAGUGGGUAGGGACUAUCCUAGUAUUUUUGGGUCUUGGACUUGAUGCCAAAUUUGGGAAAGGAACAAAGAAGACAUCACAUUAGGAAGACCUGUGAGCUCUACAGUUGGAAGGAACUUUUAAUUUAUUGUCUUGUACCUCAGCAUCUGUUAUGAAACUGGACUCACUCCGGGUGCUUGAAAUGGAUUUUUUUUAAUUAUGAACUGUUUUACAGUGUGUAACAUUUUAGUUUUAACAAUAAUCAAGAGUUUAACUUUUUUUUCUGUAAUCAAAGCUGCAUCAAUGGAUCCCUGCAGCAGGGAGAAAUUCUUGCCUUAAAGGGAGACACAUUUUACCUUUAUUAAAGGAAAAGGAAACAA